Molecule: messenger RNA, 1400 nt
Organism: Dioscorea cayenensis subsp. rotundata (Guinea yam)
Lineage: Eukaryota; Viridiplantae; Streptophyta; Magnoliopsida; Dioscoreales; Dioscoreaceae
Product: alkaline ceramidase-like
Biological process (GO): autophagy; defense response to other organism; response to salt stress
Cellular component (GO): membrane
Molecular function (GO): hydrolase activity, acting on carbon-nitrogen (but not peptide) bonds, in linear amides
Source: RefSeq, a predicted model, not a curated record
AGUCGCAACCCUACGAAAACGCAGCGGAGUCGGAGUCUCGGAGAGAAGAAGAAGAAGGCCUCGUUCGCACUCCUCUUCGAUCGCAGAUCUCUCCGCGCCCUUUCCAGGUACCUUUGAUACCUUCUCUCUUCCUGAAUUUCAUCUCCUUUCUCGCCGCCCAGAGAUUACGCUGUCUUAACACCGGAUCAGGUGCUUGUUUGCUGCCAUAGACUUGCAGAUGCUUAUGUAAAACUAGGAAGUUCAGAUUCAAAAUAGUUGCAUUAUAAAUGGCAGACACAUCAAUGAUAUCAAGCUUCUGGGGCCCUGUGACAUCCACUACUGAGUGGUGUGAGAAAAAUUAUACUCAUUCUUCAUACAUUGCAGAGUUUUACAACACUAUAUCCAAUAUUCCUUGCAUUCUGUUGGCACUCAUUGGCUUGAUAAAUGCUUUGAGGCAACGUUUUGAGAAGAGGUUUAGUGUUCUGCACAUAUCCAAUAUGAUACUUGCCAUAGGGAGCAUGCUGUUCCAUGCUACACUGCAGCAUGUACAACAACAGAGUGAUGAAACCCCAAUGGUCUGGGAGAUGCUGCUUUACCUCUACGUUCUCUAUUCACCAGAUUGGCAUUACAGGAGUACAAUGCCCACUUUCUUGUUCCUCUAUGGUGCUGCUUUCGCCGUUGUUCAUUCGUUCGUGAGGUUUGGAAUAGGAUUCAAGGUGCAUUAUGUGGUGCUGUGCUUUCUCUGCAUUCCUCGAAUGUACAAGUAUUACAUACACACGAAAGAUAUAGCUGCCAAACGGCUCGCCAAACUCUACGUGGCAACAAUUUUUCUCGGAAGCUUAUGUUGGUUGUUCGAUCGCCUCUUCUGCAAGCAACUCUCAAGUUGGUACAUCAAUCCACAAGGUCACGCAUUGUGGCAUGUGCUUAUGGGUUUCAACUCAUACUUUGCCAAUACAUUCUUAAUGUUUUGCCGAGCCCAACAAUUGGAAUGGAAUCCACAAGUUGCCCAUUUGUUCGGAUUCUUCCCUUAUGUGAAGAUUCAAAAGCCGAAGAAGCAGUGACAAGAAACACAUCGGUUUCUGGUUUGUUUAUUCUAGAUUUUUUACUCUAAAAGUGCAAAUGUUUAUUUUGUCACGCAGGUUGGCAAGUUUCCGAGAGUGAUGUUCUCCGUUGACUGAUCGAUUGACUUCAUUAGUUAUCAACUUAACAUGAGUUAUCUAUGUACCAUAUUUUAUGUUUCUAUUAGCCCAUGGAAUAUUCAAGUUUUGGGUCAUGGUGUUGUCGUAUUUUGGAUGUGUAGCUGUCUUUCAAAAGUAGGAUCCGGAAUCGAAUUCAUUUUUUCUUUUUUUCUUUUUUGGCCUUUUAUUUCUUUUGCAUCUAUAGAAAUUAUCCAACAGGCUCAAUGUAUAUGCCUUUUGUCA